This is a messenger RNA of Gossypium arboreum, 868 nucleotides long. Its product is annotated as dirigent protein 5-like. The transcript has a single exon. The coding region runs from base 47 to 649 and encodes 200 amino acids. The record is from RefSeq and is a predicted model, not a curated record. Lineage: Eukaryota; Viridiplantae; Streptophyta; Magnoliopsida; Malvales; Malvaceae.
AUAGUUUCCACCACGUGUAUGUGUAUGUGUUUGUCUAUAUAUAGACAUGGGGAGAAAGCUGGUUUCAUCAAAGGCAAUCUUUGAAUCAGACACCAUGAGAUCUCCUGUAGUGAAAUCAUGUUGUGUUCUUUUAUUAACCCUGUUUCUGUCCCGACACUACUCAGUUUCAGCUACCAAAAAGAUAUUGAAUCCCAAAAAACCAUGCAAAAGGUUUAUCCUCUACUACCACGACAUCCUCUUCGGCGGCAAUGACGUGGCUAACGCAACGUCCGCCGCAACAGCUAAUGCGACCAAGCUCGGUAACACCGACUUUGGGAAGCUCGUGGUAUUCGAUGAUCCCAUAACAAAAGACCAGCAUCUCCUCUCUCAUCCCGUUGCAAGGGCACAAGGGUUCUACUUUUAUGAUAUGAAAACUAUCUACAAUGCUUGGUUUGCUUACACUUUGGUGUUUAACUCGAGUGAUUACAAGGGAACCCUAAACAUUAUGGGGGCGGAUAUGAUGAGGGAGAAGACGAGAGAUCUGUCAAUUGUAGGGGGGACCGGUGAUUUCUUCAUGACUAGAGGUAUUGUUACAUUUCAGACCGAUACUCAAGAGGGUACCAAAUAUUUUCGCCUUAAAAUGGAUAUUAAGUUGUAUGAAUGCUAUUAAACUAUAUGCAGACUUGCUUAGCCAUGGUCUUUUUAUUGUUUGAUGUAUUUGGAUGUAAUUUGUGCUUGCUUUGUAUACCUAUAUGUCUAUAUGUAUGCAUGUAUGUAAGUGUGUGUAUGGUACCAAAUUUGCAACCUCGAUCAAUUUUGAGGUUUUAAAGAUGUUAUCAUUUUCUUUGAUUGAAUAUAUCAUUUUAACUGUAUUUAAGUAAUAAAAUAA